CCACUGUGUGUAGGGUCUCUGCACCGUCAGGCAUAAAAGCGCUUGUCGAGUCGUUGAUGGUUAGCAGCAUAGCACGAACCUUUCCACGGUUUAAUUCACAUAUUUAUGAUAUUUAUCUUGGACUACCGGGCGCAUGUUUUUGCUGGUUGAACAAUCUCAAACCUCGUAAUUGAAGUGUAUCCCGAGGCAUGUAGUUAGCGUGUUGGCUAACGUUACCGGCUUUGCGCCAGGGCAGGAGUGAAGACCAAUCAAUCACCGGGUACCUUCACCGCUAGUUUUUGUGUAACGGUACAGUGUGGUGCUGCUGAGGCAAGGGAAAAAACGCAGCGGUCACCGGUGACUGGAUCUUGUGGCGUGAGCACUAAUGCAGUCUAGAAAACACGGCGAAUCCCAGUCACCGGUGUAAAACACGGUGUGUAAAAUACAUCUAGUAGCCCUCGAACCAGAUUAUAAUAAUAGAUAGGUCGCUAGCGUGAUAGCAGGACAAGUGCAACGCAAGGAUGUUGCAAGUGCUGGCUUGCGGCGUCGUAGUUUUUCCCGGUCUCUUCUUCAUCUUUCGGAAAGUACUCCCUUCCAUUUUCAAACAGUGGACCGAUGCCGACGUUGUACUGGUCAGCGAGAGGCUGGUGUCCUCCAUCCACGCCAUCAUGGCCACCACGGCGGGUGUCGUCGUGGUGUCGGCGUGCAGUGGUAACGUCAUGACUGACAGGUACUGGCUGGCCACCUACUUUGUCAUCUGGUACGGCGUGCCCUACAUGACAUACGAUAUCUAUGCCAUGUACCUAAGCCACUACUACCGCUUCCGGGUCAAGGGCCACGAGGAGUACAAGGAGCACUCGCUGACCACGGUCAACUCGUUUGUCCGCCGCGAGUUCCUACUGGUGCUCCACCACAUCGCCCUGCUCACCAUCCUGCUGCCCGUCACCCUGUUCUUCAGGAGGGACCAGGGAGACUACUUCAUCGGCUGCCUGUUUCUCACAGAGCUCAGCACGCCCUUCGUCUCCUUAGGGAAGAUCCUCAUCCAGGUGACACACACCUCACAAUCUGGGUCUGCAGGACUGCUGGGUCCACAAGGCCAAUGGGGGCAUGGUGCUGCUCAGCUUCUUCCUGUGUCGAAUCGCCCUCUUUCCCUACAUGUACUGGGUCUACGGCCGCCACUACGGCAUCCCCAUCUACGGCGUGCCGUUCCAUCUGACGCUGUCGGUCAACCUGGGCAACUUAUGCAUCCUGGCACCGCAGGUCUACUGGUUCGUGCUGCUUUGCCGCAAGGGCUGGCGGCUCUACCAGCGCCAGCGUCGCGCCACCGCUGCUGCCGGCAACCAGGACUCCUCCCCCCUGCCCCCACCUAGCCCCUCCCUCACGGACAACCAACCCAAGGGAGACCAUUAGAGCUGGAGAGCUCACUCCGUCACCAUUGUGCUCUCUCGGAUCUUUCUUGGUUCUCUCUACUCUAUCUGCGCUCGAGUCACACAAAAACGAACCACCAUUGACUACUACUUACUACUACUACUGCAAAGGCACUAUGGCUACUCACCACAGUCUCCCCAAAACUACUACUACUACUAUUAUCACUACUUCUACUACUACUAUCGUUACUACUAUGAUUACACUAGCUACUGCUCUUCCACCCAUGCCCAGUCCAAGCGAUACUGAUGAUGAUUUUUGACCCCCCUCCUUAGAUCUUUGGGGGGUUCCUACCCCCCCCCCUUCUGGAUUAUAGGGACUGGACAUGGUUAUAUUUGGAGUGCUACAGUGGAGUUUCCCGAAAGGAUAUGAAGAAGACUGAGAAUGGAACUCCUGGCUUUUUUCGUUGGGGGGAUUGGGGGGGGGUCUUGCUUCUUCCCCCAUAUUAUGUGACCUGUGCAGUGUUGAGACACUCCCCCAGCCUCGCCCCCUGCCCCUCUAUUACUAGAUCUGCUGAUUGGAGGGUCUGUUACAGUGUAGAUGAAUGUGUCUGUAGAAUUUCUUGAUUUGUUCUAUUUGGUGUCAAUGAUUUUUAUGUGUCAAGUUUUGAAGAUCCCCAUUUUAUGACGUGUUUGUCCACCCACCCAGUCCUGAUCUUUAAAAGACCGGCGGGAAAGGAGGAGAAGCGGGGUAGGGGGCUAGGCAUGCAGAUAGAAAUAGUGACAAGGCUGGGUGGAGGGACAAGGGGUGGGUUGGAGGGGUGGGAUGGAUAUUUACAAACUAAGCUAGGUACGGGUGUCACCUCAUCCACAUUUGAAGGAGACAAUGAAGUAGAAAUGUUUUCUCCAAGCUCUUUGCACCAGCAUAGCUACACAAAAAACCCAUUUAAUGUGAUUGGAUUGUGGAACCCCACUCUCCUUUAUCCACUUUGACACCUCCCAUUGUCCUUUCUCCUCAUUUGCCUGUCUCUAUGGCUGCUGCCGCUGGCCAAUCGGUGCGCCUGCAGCGCUCCCGUCUUCCUCCUUUGUUGUUUAUGGCCCAACAGAGUUCUGUGUGCUGCCCUGCUGCGUCUGUUUACAGUAAGUCUAUAAGCCCCACCCCUCAGUGUCACACAGGGGGUGGGGCAUCACAAGCUCCACCCCUCCCCAGAGAGGGGGAGGAGCCUCUAUAUUAUGCGCUGUGUCCUCCCUGCCUAAAGGGGGAGGCUUAGCAAAAGAUUAGUCCGUAUGUUUACACACGCAGGACUUCUCAGAGACGGAAGAGGAAGCGAGAUAUCCCACUCCCUCAUUUUUUUCUGUUUCAAUGGAAGUCCACGAACGAGGUAGACCAGACCCAGCUGCUAUUACAUUGGUGUCUAUGGGAGAGCCACCCCCUUAAGUACACCUGAACUGGGAAAAAAAUGAUCUUGUAAACGGCCUGAGUGAACUAUCUUCAUUUAUCCACCAUCUUUGGACUUCUCUGGGAGCGCUGCAGCGGCAUUAGAAGGAAUGGGGUAGGUUGUUUAGUACCGGGUUCGGCUCGGUUGCUACAGCGACAACUGAAGCUGCUUUUAAUUGGUGGAGACACAAGACUUUAUGGUCACUCGAGGUCAAGUUUGCCGGGUGUGGGUGAUUAGGUUCUUCUGUUAGAUACAUUUUGCCCUCCGGCAAAAGGUGUCAGGGGUACUUCUGUUAGGUCAAUGCUGCCCUCUGGCAAAGGGGUCUGGGGGCCACAUGGGAGGGGCUUGUAUACCACUGGGCGUCCCAUUUAAAGUGGAACUGACACCGUUUUAACUACUUUGCCUAUAUGAAACAGACAAUCAUAAUAUCACUCCAAAAUAUCAAAUUCCCAGUUUAUCCCUCAAAACCAACUUUAUAAGAGGUUAUUUUAAUAUAUAUUUUAUAUGUAUAUAU
Salmo salar (Atlantic salmon) is the source of this 3296-nucleotide messenger RNA. Its product is annotated as TLC domain-containing protein 3A. Gene Ontology annotation, biological process: lipid homeostasis. Gene Ontology annotation, cellular component: endoplasmic reticulum; membrane. The record is from RefSeq and is a predicted model, not a curated record. NCBI's taxonomy places the organism in Eukaryota, Metazoa, Chordata, Actinopteri, Salmoniformes, Salmonidae.